AUGAAAGUGUUGUUUCGUAGAUCAUGUCGUUUUCAUAUGUUAGGAAAUGAAAUUCUAGAAAUUGUCGGUUCAUAAUUUUAAUUUUUUGCGUAAUUUAACAGUGUAAAUAUUAAAAGUUAUCAGAUCGUUAUAUAAAAUGUAUAAUUACUGAUUAACAGAUGUCAAUAAAGACUGUUUUCGUAUGUGCAUUUUCAUACAAAAUGGCAGGAGAGACGAGAAAUUUGCAUUUUGAUAUAAGCUGAUGUGAAAUGUGAAUAAGUGAUACAGACUUUGUUGUGUGAGUGGCGAGUGUUUUAAUUGCAGAAAUGUGGACAUAGUGUUUACGAUGGGUUCGCAAACGCUGGAAAUUUUGCGUCAAGGUGUUUGGGCAUCUUUGACAGGUGGCUGGUUUUACGAUCCCCACCAGAAUUUGUUCUGCAAUACAGUGCAUUUGUAUAUAUGGCUAUUCUUAUUAUGUCUCCCAUUUUCUGUUUACCUGUACUUCCCCCCAGCAAGUGUAGGCUGGAUAAUCUACUGUGCCCUUGUCGCCCUGCUGUUCACAUGCCUCAAGCUGCUGAACCAUGGCCUUCACCACAUGUAUGAUACAAAGGAAUGCAUUGUGGUACAACCAACUGGAGAUCCAGCUAACCCUUAUGCUGGAUCAACGCAAGAAGAAGGAAUGGAGAUGAUGCGGCUAGGUGUUGCAUUGGGCAGUGCUUUAGAGAAUGAUAAUGAGUCUGCCACAUCAUUGGAGUAUCAUAAGCCUAAUAAUAGUACCAUAGAUCUUAAGGUUGAUGUCCAUCGUAAAAACAGUUCAGAGUCCAGUAUGGAAGAUAGUGCUAUGUCAUUGAAACCACCCGAAGCCGUUGCAACAACUAAAUCUGAUCUCUGCGUCACACAAACUACAGAGACACCCGGACCAUCGAAAGCAAGACCUAACAAUAGAAUUCGAUGCGCUCACAAAAGAGAAAACAGAACAAAAACAAGGAGAACACAUGCUAAUAGAAUUGAUGAACUUAUAGUUGAAGAAGCAUCUAGAAAUCAAAUGUAUGUCAAUAAUCAUCCUGUACAUGUGUUGUCUGAAGACGGAACAUUCGCUAAAGUCAGUCGAAGGUAUCACGAAUGUCCCCAUCGCCGCUGCGCUAAGAGCAGAGAUUUCUUUAAAGAGUGGUUGUACUUGGAUACCAGAGAGAAUGGAGAUCCUUAUAAUCAGCAUGUAGUUCGCCAGCUCAGCUCCGAUUCCAGAGACAAUUCGGAGCCGAGCGUUGGACCUCCUUCGCCCAAGAAAAGGACAGCACAUCGCCGGAGAUAUAACAAUUACCCAGAUGAGAGUUGUAGCAAAUCUGCCAUGGCUCUCGCGACGCAACCGAGUAAUAUGAGGCGAAAUUCAAAUUCCACCAUGUCAACCAUACAGUUACCCCUUCUCAAUUCAACAGCACAAUUGGUUUCCCACAUGAGAAGACAUUCGAAUAAUGCAGACACAGGGUUUUUUGCUAGUGUUGAACUCGGUGAAUACAUGAUGGUAAAAGCGGAACCUCCAGCAUGUGAAGCUGAAAAAAAUAAAGGCAAAAGCCCAGGAGUGAGACGUAUCAAAAGCGCGGCUUUGGAAAUAGGAUGCCCUCCCCCUAGUGUUUCGAACUUAUCUCCCCAUCCUAACAGUGCUGAAACUAUCGGCGGUCAAGUCUUAAAGAACCCUAAAAAUGCUGUGAUACCUCCUCCUAGUAAAAGUUUAACUCGUGGCCCACAUUUGAAUCUUUACCCUAAAAAUGAAUCAGGCGAAGGUUGUAGUUACCCAUACUUGACGUACGGUUCAGAGAUCGUUUAUCCAAUAGCAGAAAUAUCAGAUGAGAUGCAAACAUCACAGAAAGAGACGGAUUUAGAUUCGAGUGGUGACAGUUACAGUGAUUAUGAGGAUGAGAAACAGUUCCGUGGUUUCGAUUGGGACGCGGAGCAAUCUCCCGCCGUGCGCUCCAGUGACUCCGACUACGAGAACAAUGGCUCGCGGUCUCCCUUGCUGGACCGAGCGGCUGACGUGCGGAUAGUUCGCUCUAAACACCACGGCGACGGCAAAAAACCCUGCUGCGAUAGACAUUCCAACACAAAACAUAACGCAGAAUGUCCAAACGAUAAAAUGAAACAUGUAAGACUGAAAAAGCUUUCUAAAAACUAUAAUUUCGAGAAUAAACGUCCCGAAAAACAAACCUGUGAAUGUAAAUAUAACCCGAGCGGCGAUUACUUCGAUAAAGCCAGCGCUAGUUCUAAAGAUUUGCUUAUAGAGAAAUCCAGUUUAGAAUCCAACGACAAUCCCGAACAAGAUAAGAAACCUGAAGAUAAGAAAGUUACGGAGAAGAAACUUUGGGACCACGAUAUAUCUAAUUCUAGCAGUAGUAGUGAUAAUAAUUUAGACAAGCUUCGAGUUGACAAUAAAUAUGACAAAAACGCGGCGCCGGAGACCGAGGAGUCACAAUUGACUUGCGACAGCAAAAGCGCGGACGAAAGGAGCGUCUACAGUUUAGAUUGGCUGUUUGAGGAGACGCCGGAGUCUACGCUGGUCUGUUGCAAAGAUGUCGCAGCGUGUGCCGUCCAAGGGGACACUCAGAAAUGUCCCGGCGCGCUAGGGGAAUCAUCCUCCAACGUCCCAAGAAACUUGGGAGCUAUACCAAAGCAGAUUAAAAAUUUAGCUCGGUCGCGGGCUUCGUCUCAGAAAGAAAAUAAGAAAAGAGACUCAAGGAAAGAGAGGGAAGAUAAUCAAAAUGAAGAUCGUAUUCUGCUGGACGCAGUGGAGGCGCAAGCGGCACUCGUACAGGGACUGGAGUGUUUGUUCGCUGCGACUAAUGCGAACACAGUGGUGAUGCCCGCGCCCAGCAGGGAUGAUAGAUCAAGAAGUCACCGUCAAAGUAUACGAGGGGAGAGGGAAAGUUCCAACAAAACUAGGAAACGAUCCAUCGAGGAAGUCGCACAGACAUCCACUAAUACAUUACUACCUACGUCAAUGCCAUUGUUGGCGGCUUUUCUUAAUUCGAGGGUGGAUUUCAUACCCUGCUGUGCCAACGAAAAUGCACCCGCGGAGCAGGUGCAGUACUCCGAGGAAGGUCAAAGACUCAGGCCUUUGAUGGAUCGCAAUCAUAGAAACAGGGUUAGGAAAAUUAAACGUUCCACUCGGCAGCGAAACAACCCCGCGUUGCAAAGUAGCGAGAAAAAGGACAAGCCACCGUCUACAGAAAAUCCUAACAGUUCAACUAAUGUUCAUUUCGCGACUUCAUUUGACGAUACAAGCGACGGUGCUAUUCACAAGUUUAUGGACGAGUACGGCAACUGGAUGUCGUAUACAUUUGAUAAGAACAGCGUGGGGAGAACGCAGGUGCAGCCCGUCACCGGACCCGACAAGGAAGAUAACGCCAAAUGUAACAGAGUUAAACCGACCGAAAUACCUGAUAACUGUCAGGAAACAAACGGGGAGGGAAGCUGUGGCUCUCUGGAAUCAGAGGCGGGAAACAGUGAAAGUAUAAGUAAAACGAAGCGAGGGGACAGCAUAGACUCUUCAAAUCAAGGCAGCAAUAAUCCGCUGCUUUCCAGUAAUAAUAACGUUUCAACAGUAGUUCCUAUUAAUACGAAUCCUACUAACAAACGAUUCUACGUGUUCGAUGGUGGCACCGGCAGCGACCAGCCGCGCUCGCCAGUUGCCUACGUCACAGACAGUCUACUGGAACAGAUCGAGGCGGAGCGCCAGUCGCGCAUGGGCCUUCCAAGUAUGCAUAUCAACUUCCUCAUGAGCCAGCAACGCGCCAACCAGCAGGCGCAGCAGCAGCCCGACACCACAUCGGCUAAUGCGCCCAGUCUCAUGCCUUCCAUCGGUGAGGAAACAGUAGAUCUAAACAUUAGGAAUAAGUUCUCCAAACUCAUGGACGAGAUCGAGAAAGCGAAUCAACCGAAACCAAAGAGUUACUAUAAAUUUAAAUUAUCGAAGUGCCUCGAAAUUAAAAUAACGAUGGAUAGGUUAAAAUUGUUGGCACUAUUCGAUAGAAAUUUAACAUUUAGGGAAACUUUCGUGUCGAUAAUGUUGGCGAUCAGUGUCGCCGUGCUCGGCUCCAUGGUGUUGAACCUCGGCUUCUACAAGGAUAUCUACGCGUUCUGGUUUUGUUUCAUAAUGGCGGGCAGUCAGUACUCCCUGCUGAAAAGCGUGCAGCCCGACUCCGCCUCACCGGUGCACGGAUUCAACAAAAUGGUCGUAUUUUCUCGACCCGUUUACUUUUGCAUAUGCACCGUAAUUUUGUGCGGCGUGCACACUCAACUCGAACAAAUGACAGUACCCGCAGAUGAGAAUUUCAGAAGUAGACGCAGUAUCGAUGAAAUAAAACCGUUAACAGUCUACGGAUUUGAAUUCAACGAGCGUGAUUUUUUAUACGUCAUCCAGGAGAUUAUUUCAAAGUUUUUACUGUUUUUUCCUUUGGCCUUCAGUUUGGGUCUUUUUCCUCAAGUAAACACGUUCCUAAUGUACUUGCUGGAACAAAUAGACAUGCACGUAUUUGGGGGCAAUGCUACCAGUAGUUUAAGUGCCGCGUUGUACUGCGUGGUGCGCUCUCUGGCGGCAGUGGGAGUGCUCUACGGGUUCGCAUACAGCGGUCUCAUAGAGGGAAAGAAAUCGCAGCACCAAAAGCAUAAUAUACUCUUUUCAAUUUUCUGUGGCCUGCUCGUCCCCAUCGCGUAUCACUUGAGCCGGAGUGCCAGUGAUUACACUCUGAUAUGGAAUCUUAUAAAGAAGCACCUCCUCCCGCCGGAGCUCUACGUCAUCCAGAACCCUGAUUGUGCUCCCGAAUUGGAAAAGACUGAACCCAAUCCAUUGAGUGAAGAUAAAAAGAACGAUUCAGAGAGUAAUAUCUCGAAGCAGAACUCCAUAGGUAGUUCCGCUUCGAAGAUUAACUUUAGCUCGGAGACGAACAUAGCCAAGUCGCAGAAGAGAUCGCAGGCGUCUAGUGUUAGCUCACUGAAGAUGGAUCCUAAAGGAGACAUGAAUUCAACCAACUCUCUUAAACUCGAUCCUCCGACGGAGAUUGAAGAUAAAAGCAGGGAUACCAAUACAAAUAAUUCUACAACAAAUAAGCAAGACAUGCCUGAUAAGACAGAUGAAGAUAUGGAAGAUCCGCUGCCGAAGAAACUGCAAGCCACGGUGAAUGCGAGGCUAAAGAAUGACGUCAUUGUGUGCACUUUUCUCGGGCUAUGUGUGUUCGGCCUGCAUUGUACCACGGUGUUCACGACGCUGCGACCUCAACUGAACACGGUGUUGUGGAUAAUAGCGGGCUCGCUUGGCUGGGCGUUGCACUAUGUGACGCCGCAGCUGCGCAAGCAGCAGCCCUGGCUGUGUCUCGCGGGGCCCGUGCUGCGUCAGCAUGAGCACGCGCAGUUUGAAGUCACCGAGCCGGCCAGGCUUAUGAUAUUUGAAAAGAUCUUCGUGUACCUUUGUUUCCUGGAGCGCAACGUGCUGUACCCCGCCGUGGUGAUAGCAGCCACCACACAAGACGCGCCCGCCAUUGCGGAUAAAUACGGCGACACACUCGGCGCACUUAUCAUAUGCGUCUGCGCAUUGAAAUGUCUUCGUAACGCAUAUUCUGAACCGGAGUCUCAGUACCUGAUCGUGGUGUUCGCGGUGCUCGUCUUCCAGCUGGACCUUGCCAGCCGUGAUGUCUCUGAGACCUUCCUAGUAGACUAUUUCCUCAUGGCCAUUAUAUUCAAUAAAGUCUACGAGUUUUUACUUAAGGUGCAAUUUGUGGUGACGUACAUAGCGCCAUGGCAGAUAACAUGGGGCAGCGCAUUCCAUGCGUUUGCGCAGCCGUUCUCAGUGCCGCACGCCGCCAUGUUGUUCCUGCAGGCCGCGCUCUCCGCACUGCUCUCCUCACCGCUCACUCCUGCAUUGGGUAGCGCUAUAUUUAUGACGUCAUACGUGCGACCUGUCAAGUUUUGGGAGCGAGAUUACAAUACGAAGAGAGUGGACCAAAGUAAUACACGGCUCUCUUCACAAUUAGAAAGGAAUUUAGGAGCAGAUGAUAAUAACCUGAAUUCAAUAUUCUACGAGCACCUGACGCGGUCUCUGCAGCACUAUCUCUGCGGGGACCUGAUGCUGGGUCGCUGGGGACAGGUGCAGCAGGGAGACUGCUUUGUACUGGCUUCCGACUACUUGAACUGCCUAGUGCAUAUAGUAGAAGUGGGCAACGGGCUGGUCUCCUUCCAGCUGCGAGGACUAGAGUUCAGAGGCACUUACUGCCAGCAGAGAGAGGUGGAGGCCAUCUCUGAAGGACCAGAGGAGAGUAGCGAGGGCGUGUGCGCGCGGUGGUGGUGCGGCGGACGCGUGCUGGCUCCGGGCGCGUGCUGGGCGCUGCGCUGGCUGGCGUGGCAGCUGGCGGCGGCGCGCUACGUGCUCGAGGGGUACUCCGUCAGCGACAACAGCGCUGUCUCCAUGCUGCAGGUCUUUGACUUCCGGAAAGUUCUACUCACAUAUUAUGUCAAGAGUAUAAUCUACUACACGAUACAAUCCAGUAAGCUGGAAGAGUGGCUGGCUUCACCCACUAUAGCAGAAGCCCUCAAACCUAUGAGUGAGAGGUCAUUUGUAGACCUGGACCCCAUAUUCAAUGUCAAUUUGGAUGAGGACUAUGAUUUUAGAGCUUCAGGAAUUACUAGGAGUCGUUUCUGUGCGGUGUACCAGGAGUGGGUGGUGGUGUGCAGCGCGCGGCGCGGUGCGGCGUGGCGGCGGCGAGCUGGCGCCCGCGACUCCCCGCUCGUCACACUCUGCUUCGCGCUCAGCCUGCUCGGCCGCCGCGCCCUCGCCGCCGCUCAGCACCUCUCCGCCUCCAGCAGCGUGGAGUUCUUCCUGUACGGGCUGCACGCGCUGUUCAAGGGCGACUUCCGUAUCACGUGCGCGCGCGACGAGUGGGUGUUCACCGACAUGGCGCUGCUGCAGGCUGUGCUCGCGCCCGCUGUGCGCAUGGCGCUCAAGCUACACCAGGACCACUUUAUGUUCCCCGAGGAGUACUGCAGUGCAGCGGCACUGUACGCGGCCAUAUCAUCGCACGCGCAGCGCCUCGUCAUCUGCCACGAGGCCGCGCCCGCCUGGCGCUACAACGUGCUGCGCGGCGCACCCCACCUGCUCGCACUCCGUCAUGUGAUGGACGAAGGUAACGAUGACUACAAGAUAAUAAUGCUGAACAAGCGCUUCCUCGGCUUCCGCGUCAUCAAGCUGAACCGCGAGUGCGUGCGCGGACUGUGGGCAGGACAGCAGCAGGAGCUCGUUUACCUUCGCAACCGUAACCCUGAGCGCGGCUCCAUACAGAACGCUAAACAGGCGCUGCGCAACAUAAUAAACUCUUCGUGCGACCAGCCGAUCGGGUAUCCGAUCUACGUAUCCCCGCUGACGACGUCGUAUGCGGACAGCUCGCCGCAGCUUCGCGCACUGCUCGGCGGACCUGUCUCCGUCGCCGGACUCAGGCGUCGCCUCGCCGACCUCUGGACACGUGUGCGACGUCGAUGUGGCGAGGGCUGCUCCAGCGGCGGCGCGUGUGACGCUGCGAGUGCGGAGGCGGGCACCGCGCGCCCCGCACCCCCGCCACCCCCCGCACCCUCCCUGCAGCUCUCCCGCAACUCACUCGCGGGCACUCGCGGCAGUCUGGCGAGCGCGGGCAAGCCGACCUCCUCAACCCUGGCUUCACUGGCGGGACUGCUGCGCGACCACUCGCAUGACCGCACGCACGAGGAUGCAUCAUACGGCAGUCAGGACAGUACGGAGGCGCGGCGACGUAGUGAGGAGCGCGGUGGUCGCAGGGAGAGGAACAUGCGCGCGCGCAGUCAGCCGGGAAACCGCAACCGAGCGCGAGCUGAGCGCGCACCCUCUGCCCGUCUGCUGAGCGACGCACGCGCACCGCACGGAGAUGCGCACGCGCAACAAGGAUCAAACAGCUGGGAGUGCAGUUGGCGUGAGCCGCCGAGACGAGCAGCCAGCGCUAAGGUGUCGAGCAGUCAGUACGGCAGCGCGGAGUCCUCGCUGGAGGAGCUGGCGCUGGGCGGAGCUGACACCGCGACCACAGACUGCAGGCCCGCCAGGGGCCGACAUGAACACCUCGCCAGAUAUUUCCUAAACGAGGGUACAUCCAAAGAUCUAUCCAGACUGAGCAAAGAUAUAAGACACGAACGGGAAAGUUAUCGCGAGCUGACAGGACGGUACACGGACAAGUCUGAAGCUAUACCACUCAAGGAGACACAUUACUCAGACUUAUCUAACAAAGAAACUAUACUGAAAAAGGAAACGAAAAAGGACUCUAAGCCUAAGGAAAUAAAGACUAAAAUCAAACGAUCGGAUUCCGGCAGGAGUGAGUUGAAAAUGAACGUGAGUGUUGGCAGUAAAGUGCUGAUUGUGGAGCCUCUGGGUGUAUACGACUGUAUCAACCUGGGCAGGAGGAUCGACGUGCAGUGGCCCUCCGAGACGCAGAGGGAGAGGGGCGGCAGGAAUUACUGGGCCAGCUGGGUGCCUAUGGCAGGAAUGGACGGACUGGUGGUGCACAAAUGGACCCCCAACCACAGAGACCCCAAGUUGAGGUCACAUGUCGACAAAACAAUACUUCUCGUACAAAUAGACGAUAAAUUCGUUCCCAUAGCUGAAAACUGCGUACAAGAUCUCGGCGAUGAAGUUUGAAUUUUAUUCGUAUCAACGUAAGGUUCAAAAUUAAAAACCAAAUAUGAGAUUGAAUAAAAUUGUCUAUGGAUUUGAAAUUUGUGGUAAUAUUGUGUGAUAUGUCUUAUAAGACUGUAUUUGGAUUUUGUAGAACAAAUUCUUCGAUUCUUGCCUAAGUUGGAAUAAUCGAUUUCAUAUAACAUAGUCAGCGUAAGAUUCUUUGGUCAAAAAUACCAUAAACAUUUUUUUUUUUUACUUUUGUCCGAUUGAUUUGGGGACAAAAA
This is a messenger RNA of Papilio xuthus (Asian swallowtail), 8919 nucleotides long. RefSeq names its product pecanex (gene pcx). NCBI's taxonomy places the organism in Eukaryota, Metazoa, Arthropoda, Insecta, Lepidoptera, Papilionidae. Gene Ontology annotation, cellular component: membrane; endoplasmic reticulum. The transcript is spliced from 26 exons. The record is from RefSeq and is a predicted model, not a curated record. The coding region runs from base 326 to 8656 and encodes 2776 amino acids. Gene Ontology annotation, biological process: endoplasmic reticulum organization.